Drosophila takahashii is the source of this 503-nucleotide messenger RNA. RefSeq lists its product as uncharacterized. The record is from RefSeq and is a predicted model, not a curated record. NCBI's taxonomy places the organism in Eukaryota, Metazoa, Arthropoda, Insecta, Diptera, Drosophilidae.
UGGAAGCGUGACGGCGACGACUCAGCUCGGCAAUCUCAACGAGUAUGCCCUAUGUGCGGAGUAGACAACGCCGAUCGGAGUCCGGGUCCAAGUCAGUCCAGUUUUGAGCACGAACACGGUCGCAAUGUCUCCGGAGCGCUUCGCAAUUCCAACAGUAAUCGCAGCAGGCGCCCUGCUUUUUUCGAUGCUGGCUCAGGUGAGCGGCUACUCGGGCCUGAUUCCACCGGAUGCAGAUAAUCCCGGCAAGUGCGUUUACCGCGGCGACGUCCUGGAGUUGGGUGUCAACAAUGGCAUUUCGCCCUGCCAGCGGCUAACGUGCAACGCGGAUGGCUCAAUACUUAUCGAGGGAUGCGGAAAGCUGCGCAUCGAGAACUGCAAUCAUGGCGAGCGCAUCCUGCCCAGCGAACCCUUCCCGGAGUGCUGCAAACUGCGGUACAAGUGCAAGCAGGUCGGAGCGGCGCCCUACUACAUCGAGCGGAAUACAUUCGAGAAGGUCUAGGAGG